Leguminivora glycinivorella is the source of this 1388-nucleotide messenger RNA. Its product is annotated as zwei Ig domain protein zig-8-like. Gene Ontology annotation, cellular component: neuron projection membrane. NCBI's taxonomy places the organism in Eukaryota, Metazoa, Arthropoda, Insecta, Lepidoptera, Tortricidae. Gene Ontology annotation, biological process: synapse organization. The record is from RefSeq and is a predicted model, not a curated record. The coding region runs from base 274 to 1182 and encodes 302 amino acids. The transcript has 8 exons.
ACGUGUAUUUUAUCAUCAUUUUUAUGACGUUCGUGAGUGUAACGAUGUGAACUCGGUAUCAUAAGAGUUAACUCGAGUGUUAAGCUUUUCACGAGUUUGUAUGGAUAGUGGACGUUUGAAACUUUUAAGUGUAUUUAUGUGGAGUGUUGAUACAGUUGUGUGAAUAUUUAAAGGAAAUACAUUUGGUGUUUUUGGAUAAAUUAGCAGAUAAUGCACGAAAAACGGAACAGGCAGGGCGUUAAAGAGUACAACAGAUGGAGGAUGAGCUGAGCCAUGGGUGCGAUGUGGCGGAUGGCAAUGCCGGGCUGGCGCGUCAGCUAUCGGCUCGAGAUCGGGCUUGUGGUUAUAGUCAUCAUGGUGCUUGGAUUUUUCAAUGAAAGUCAAGGAACGGCGCACUACGGGGAGGACAGUGUGGGCUCGUUUCCGUACUUCGAGUAUAACGUGCCGAGGAAUGUCACCACCGUGGUCGGGCAGACUGCCUUCUUACACUGCAGGGUUGAGCAACUUGGAGAUAAAGCGGUAUCCUGGAUAAGAAAAAGGGACCUCCAUAUACUUACAGCUGGGAUAUUAACUUACACGUCAGACCAAAGGUUUCAAGUGAUAAGACCGGACAAGUCAGAAAACUGGACGCUACAGAUCAAGUUCCCUCAGGAGCGGGACGCGGGCAUUUAUGAAUGCCAAGUCAACACGGAGCCUAAGAUGUCACUCGCUUUUCAGCUGAAUGUAGUAGAAGCGAAGGCCCAUGUUCUGGGCCCUGCCGACCUGUACGUGAAGACCGGCAGCUCGCUGAAGCUGACAUGCAUCUUGAGCCAGGGUCCGCAUGACCUUGGCACCAUAUUUUGGUAUAAGGGAUCAAAACUAAUAGAGUAUAAGGAACUAGAAGCGAACGAAAUCGUAGAAGAGCCGCGAGUCCGGUUGAAGACCGAGUGGACUGAACAGCUGACGUCUCGACUGACCAUCGAGAGACUGCUACCAGGAGACAGCGGGAACUACAGCUGUGUCCCGACCAUGGCUGAGGCGGCUUCAGUUAAUGUCCAUGUCAUUAAUGGAGAACAUCCAGCCGCAAUGCAACACGGGAACGCAAACACGGCAUCGCCUUGUGCUCUGUCAGUAAACCUUCUCAUCUCUCUGUACUGCACUCUGGCCACCCUGUAUACCAACACAGUCGACGGCUUCAGGUGAAAACUAGUACAGCUUAAACAAACGUUUGAGCAAAUGUUUGAACACUUUGUAAAUGUAUUGAAUUUUAUGGAUUAAAUUUUAUAUGUCACGGAUAGCUGUAAAAAUUAUUUGUGUAAAUGUAAGUAGUGUUGUAUAAAGCUUUAUUAUAUUAAUAAGUACUACAAUUAUGUUCUCUGGGGUACUACUUCCAUACAAAAUAUUUUAGA